Pelodiscus sinensis (Chinese soft-shelled turtle) is the source of this 1821-nucleotide messenger RNA. NCBI's taxonomy places the organism in Eukaryota, Metazoa, Chordata, Testudines, Trionychidae. The record is from RefSeq and is a predicted model, not a curated record.
CCCGAGAUGUCCGGUCCCACCUGGCUCCCCCCCAAGCGGGCAAGUUCUUCGGGGUCUCCCGGCGUCUCAGUCUCUGCUCCGGCGCUUUGCAAACCCCAGAAGAAACAUGCCACGGGCCCUGCAUCCCCCCGGUUGGCCCCCCAGGAACAGAACGGGGAAGGCAUGAGUGGGACGGGCUACCAGCCAGAGGGCCCCGGCAGCCUCUCCCCCCAUCAUCAGGAUCCCAGGGGGCUGGCCCCCCUGCUUUCUAGCUUUGGCCCCCUGGCUGGCUCCCAGCAUCAUCACCCAUCUGUCUCUGGGGCCAAGGAUGAGCGAGGCCUGGGGGCACCGUGGGGGGCUGCCCUGUCUGCUGCACGAGGAUACCACAUCCAGGGAUCUGCCCUAGAUCCAGGACCCCACCGCCCUUCCAGCAUUGACGCCCAAAUAGAUUCACUCACCCAUAUGCUGGCAGAUAUGGAGAGCACCGGCCCCCAGCGCCAGGGAGAGAGGCAGAACUUCGACUCUGUCCCGUAUCCAUCAGCAACUGCCCCCCCACAACCUGGCGCCCACAAAAUGCCCAGCCCUUACAAGCCAGGCUCCUUUGCCCCACCCUGUGCCUCCAAGAGCUCAUCAUAUGGGCCGUUGCCCCAACCUGCCACCUCAAUGGCUCCCUCCGGGCCAGCUCCCCCAUAUGGGGCUGGCUAUCCAUGGAUGCUGCCUGGGCAGAAGCUGUAUCCACAGCCUAUGCCUGCAUCCUACACCACGGCCUCCACAUCAGCUGGGCCAGCCUUCAACAUCCAGGUCAAAGUUCCCCAGCCAGUGUUAGGCUAUGGUCAGCCGAGACGCCGGGCUGAGCAGGCUUAUGCACCCCCAUCACCCGGAGCUGGCCGUGGAGCCCAGUACGGCUCAGAGCCAGGUGGCAGGGGGGUGGAGGGCUGGUAUCUGGAGCCUGGGGGCUAUGGCAAGAGGCUGGGUGAGGGGGAAUGCUAUGAGGCAGGAGGGCUGGCGAAGCCAGGAGAGGCAUCCGGGACUCAGUACCAAGCUGCUGUGGGGACUCCAGGAAAGGAAGAGAUGGCGGUGUCAGCAAAGGUGCCCCCUGGUGACAGAGGAGGAUACCAGCACCAGACCCCCCUGAGACGCCCGGAGGAGGAGCUGGAUAGACUGACCAGGAAGUUGGUGCAUGACAUGAACCACCCACCGGCAGGGGAGUACUUCGGUCGCUGUGCCCGCUGCGGGGAGAACGUGGUGGGGGAUGGGACGGGCUGUGUGGCCAUGGACCAAGUAUUCCACGUGCACUGCUUCACCUGUGCCACCUGCCAUGCCCGCCUGCGGGGCCAGCCCUUCUACGCCAUAGAGCGGCGUGCCUACUGCGAGGCCUGCUACGUGGUGACGCUGGAGAAAUGCUCCAUGUGCUCCAAGCCCAUCAUGGACCGGAUCCUGCGGGCCAUGGGCAAAGCCUAUCACCCCCAGUGCUUCACCUGUGUCGUCUGCCACCACUGCCUGGACGGCGUGCCCUUCACCGUGGAUGCCACCAGCCAGGUGCACUGCAUCGAGGACUUCCAUCGGAAGUUCGCCCCCCGCUGCUCUGUGUGUGGAAAUGCCAUCAUGCCGGAGCCUGGGCAGGAGGAGACGGUCAGGAUCGUCGCUCUAGAUCGCAGCUUCCACAUUGGGUGCUACAAGUGUGAGGAGUGCGGACUGCUGCUGUCAUCAGAGGGCGAGGGCCGAGGCUGCUACCCCCUGGAUGGGCAUGUCCUGUGCAGAGCCUGCAGCGCCCGGCGCAUCCAGGAGCUUUCGGCGAAGGUCACCACGGACUGCUGAGCCUCGGGGGCCUGGCUGGCCCAC